CAGGUGAAGAAGAUGACGGGGAUGAUGACGUCACGCGGGAGGAGGAGGAGGCACAGGCGCUGAGCACGUGUCGACGGGAGGCGGGGGGAAGGAGGCGGAACAUCGUCAUCCUUUGGCCGCCUGGACGACGCAUAGGAUGCUGCUCGUACCCGGCCGGACCCAGUCGCUACCGGUCCCUGCGGAUGGCGAUGUUGUAACGUUGCGGAUGCGGGCAGUUGACCGAUAGACGACGUCGCUGACAGCGAACCGGCGACGCGCGUGAUGCCGAGCGGUCCACAUCGCCGCCUCUAGCCCGGAGGGGUGAGGGGAAGAGCUCCUCGCUCGUCUUUCGCCGCCUCGCUCUGCUGCGUGUGAGGUGCGCCGGAUGAUCGCCGGCCGGACACGCUGACGAUCCCCUCUGCGGCCGCGAGGAGCCCGAGGCUGGCUGCCUUGCAGAGAUGCAGGUGAAAAAUCAGAUGUGCGGCGAGCGCAUCAGCGGCGGCGGCGGCGACGAUGACCCGGAGCAGGACGACGUCAGUCAGAAGAAGAUCUCGUGCUUUUCCAACAUCAAGAUCUUCCUGGUGUCGGAAUGCGCGCUCAUGCUGGCGCAGGGUACCGUGGGCGCCUAUCUGGUGAGCGUCCUGACCACGUUGGAGAGGCGCUUCAACCUACAAAGUGCCGACGUGGGCGUCAUCGCCAGCAGCUUUGAAAUCGGGAACCUGGCCCUCAUCCUUUUCGUCAGCUACUUCGGCGCCAAAGCUCACCGGCCGCGGCUGAUUGGCUGCGGCGGCAUCGUCAUGGCGCUGGGGGCGCUUCUGUCCGCCUUGCCUGAAUUCCUCACCCACCAGUACGAGUACGACGCCGGCGACUCGUGGCACGCGGAGGACGGCCGCGACGUGUGCUCCAACAGUUCACGCUCGGACAACAACGACUCGGCCUACAAGUGCGGCGACCGGGCCAACACCAACAUGAUGUACCUGCUGCUGAUCGGCGCCCAGGUGCUCCUUGGCAUCGGAGCCACCCCUGUCCAGCCUUUGGGGGUGUCCUACAUUGAUGACCACGUCCACAGGAAGGACUCCUCUCUGUAUAUAGGUAUUUUAUUCUCCACCUUAGUGUUUGGGCCCGCUUGUGGCUUCAUCUUAGGUUCCGUCUGUACCAAAGUCUACGUUGAUGCCGUCUUCAUCGACACCAGUAAACUGGACAUUACCCCAGAAGACCCUCGGUGGAUUGGGGCUUGGUGGGCGGGCUUCCUCCUGUGCGGUGCCUUACUCUUCCUGUCGGCCCUCUUCAUGUUCGGCUUCCCUCAGGAGCUGGAUGAGCAGGGCCUGGACGGUGGGGGGGAGAGCGAGCAGGCCAUGCUGCCUUCUCCUCUCAGUCUGGACUUCCAGGACAAAGCGCGGGGCGGGAUCCACGGCUUCGACUUGAACAGCGGACUAUCCGUAUGCCAGCAUCUCAGAGUGAUCCCAAGGGUGACCAGGCACCUUUUGUCCAAUCCGGUGUUCAGCUGCAUCACGCUGGCUGCUUGCAUGGAAAUUGCCGUUGUCGCCGGUUUUGCCGCUUUCCUGGGCAAAUACCUGGAGCAGCAGUUCAACCUUACCACCUCUUCGGCCAAUCAGCUGCUAGGCAUGACGGCCAUCCCGUGCGCCUGCCUGGGCAUCUUCUUGGGCGGGCUGCUGGUUAAGAAACUGAACCUUUCGGCCCUGGGUGCCGUGCGUAUGGCCAUGGGCGUCAACCUGGUGUCCACGGCCUGCUACGUCUCCUUUCUCUUCUUGGGCUGCGACACUGGCCCCGUCGCCGGGGUGACGGUCGCCUAUGGCAAUGAGACGCUGCGGCACUGGCAGCGACCCGAGUCUCCUUGCAUCAGCAGCUGCAACUGUUACACAGCCUCGGUGAGCCCCGUGUGCGGCUCCAACGCCGUCACCUACCUCUCCGCCUGCUUCGCCGGCUGCACCAAACCGAACCUGACAGGUUGCGCGUGCAUAUCGAGCAGCGUUGAGGAGGCGGUGGCUCUGCCAGGCAAGUGUCCGAGUCCAGGCUGCCAGCAGGCUUUCCUCACCUUCCUGUGUGUCAUCUGCCUGUGCAGCAUGAUCGGCGCCAUGGCCCAGACGCCCUCCGUCAUUAUCCUCAUCAGGACUGUGAGUCCCGACCUGAAGUCCUAUGCCCUGGGAGUCCUCUUCCUGCUCCUGAGACUCAUUGGCUUCAUCCCGCCGCCACUGAUCUUUGGCAUGGGUAUCGACUCGACAUGCCUGUUCUGGAGCUCGGUGUGUGGCGAAAAAGGCGCCUGCCUGCUGUACGACAACGUGGCGUACCGCCACCUAUACGUCAGCAUCGCCAUCGUGCUUAAGUCGUCGGCCUUCCUGCUCUAUGCCACUACGUGGCAGUGUUUGAGGUGCAACUACAGGAAGUACAUCAAAAGCAGUGAGGGCUACCUGACGCCCACCGAGCUCUUCUCCUCCAACAUGACUCUGGACCGCCUGGGCAAAGAAGCAGCCCACUCGGAUGCCGCCAGCCGGACCAAGUUCGUCUUCAACUUGGAGGACCAGGAGGUGUCCGACAACAUGGAGUCGGUCUUAUAGUUGCGAUAGUGACUGGCCCGGCAGUAUUCUCCUCAUCAAGAGCCUCAUCUUCCUCUUCGCCACACAGAAAGGUUGCACUAAAAUCAUUUUCAUUUUUUACUGAAGGAUGGACAUACUUGAAAUUAAUUUGAACUUAUUUUUCAAACUUAACAGCAUUUAUGUCAAGGGUACUAAUUCCCCUGUCCAAUUAAAAGCAUGUAGCUCCGCCUCUUUAGCUGCCAAAACAAAAAGGUUUUUUGGUUUGAAAGAAAAAAAAUCAACAUAUAGCUUGAGCUGAGGAAAAAAAAGAUUUUGUUCUGUUUGAAAAAAAACAACACAUUCAAAUUUUUUUCUAAAGGUGAAAAAAAACAAAAUUGGUCUGAAACAAAAACUAUUUGACAAUUUUGAGUUUUUUUUUUAAAUUGGACACCAUAUUCAUGUGAACAUUAGAAAUAGGUUUAAAAACACCAUUACGCAUAAUUAUUUCAAUAAGAUGCUAUUAUAUACUGUGUAUUAAUGUGAAAAUGUUUUAGACAAUUUUAUAUUAAUAAUAAUUAAAAUGAACUAUUGAUGACGGUGAUUAGAUUAGUCUAAUUUAUCAUUUGUAGCUACUCAACUAGCAAUUAAGUGACAAGUUGUGACACUUGAAAAUGGAAUUUGCACAUUUAGUUUCAACACAAGUGGAUUUUAUUAGUGGAUCAACAAGAAAAUCAACAAGAGCACGAAGGCCAUCGCAGUUGCAGCGGAACCUCUAAAGUCCAAAUUCAGAUUUCCUGUCCAAAAUAAUGAAUGUAGAAUUUGUCAGUUUCUGGGCCAAUCAGCAAAGCUGGCAGUUUUAAUAAACGUGUUAAGGUACUGCAAGUGUGAAAUGUAAGGAACCACAGUUAGCAGUCAAGAGGAGUGGAGUGGAGUCAUACCACUUUGAAUGUGACAUCACUUCCUGUGUAUGUUCUUCUCUUGUUUGAGCCAAAGAAAACGCCAAGACACUUGCAAAGUGCAUCAUUCGAUUCUCGCUGAACAGAAAUCUGAACUCUUUAAGUGCAUGGAGAGCAAAAGUGAGAGACAAUGAUACAUUUAUUUAUUCAUCUAUUUAGGUACAAAUGGGGGGGGGAUCUUAUGGAAUUUGAAUAUCAAAUAAUGAAAAGAUUCAGGACAAUUGGAAAUGAAUAAACUAUUCAAACAACUAAUAUGAAAACAACUAUCGCUACAAGGGACAUGACAAGUGCAAGUCUAAAAGCCAAAAAAUCAAAACGUACACUGCAAAACAUCAAACACAAAACAGUAUUAGAAUGUCAAAUGUAUUUCCAAAAAAACAAAUGCCAUUGUCAAACAACAAUAUUUAACGACGAUUUAAAAAGGAUCAGAGCACAACAAACCAAUCAACGCAUCAAUGAAAAUAUCAUGCAGAAACAACUACCGGUACAUAAAAUGAAAUUGUCAGCGGGGGGGGGAGCAAAUGGUGACCUUGAAGGAAAUUUUAAAAGCCACCAAGGAAAAUUAAAAACAUCAUAUACAAUUCAUCAAACCAAGUGUCCCGUUCAAGUGGACUUCCGAGGUUCUACCACAACACCUUCGACGUAGCGUGUUGUUUUCAGUGUAGCAAACGGCACAGCCUACGUAAUCACACAACAACAACAACAUCAUUUAAUGGAAAAAAUAUCCAAAACCGGGACCUACCAUAUCCGCCGUCGUGCGCCUCCCUCCCACCUCGCGCGUGUGUGUUCGUGUACAUACCAAGUGCCAAAGUGACGCAUCACCAUGGACCUACGCCACAAACCUCUUCCAGCUUGUAUGUAGCCUCACCGCGACCAAUGCCGCACAUAAGCAACGACUUGGAUGUGUCCGUGCUCUAGAGGAAAGUAGGAUGACGUCGCUGCUGCUCGGUAGAACUUUCAUCAAGUGGACGUGCGAUUUUUCCGUUUGCAUCCCCCCUCCAAAAACAAAAUGGCGGACGAAUGAGCGUAACUGACUCUAGCGUGCCUGGGAUGGCCUCGACGACCAUUUUGUUCUUGCCGUGACAACACCGGCAAGAAGAAGAAGUAGUAGACGCUGUUGUUCUUUUAGCACUUCAAAUGUUUUUUGCCUUGUGAUGCGAAAAAGUAACCUUUCGAACAGUAAUGCCUUUUUUUAACUGUACGAAUGAUGAUGCAGAUUUCUUUAUAUGUUUCAUUCUUCCUGGUACUUUUUUGGCGGGGUACCUGAUUUAUGUCCACAUUUCUCAACAUAUUCAAAACCAUUCACAAAAUUCCAUCUUGGGAACCAUUUCCCCACAUUCACAAAAUUCCUACUUAUCGCCACAAUUCCACAUUUUCCAUGAAAAUAAAUUACCUUGAAAUGAGACAUUUUUCAAAAUUACCGCAAAAUGCAGUGAAUAACUCGCACCCGUGUAUAAUACGCACCCUCCCCCUAAAAUCAACCUUAAAAAGCAUUUUUCCCCCCUUGUUUGUAACUGCUUUUAAAAAUACUUUUGAUUACAUUUGCUCUUAAUUUAGGCUAUUAUGAAAUAUGCUACAAAUCAGUGAUUUUUUUAACAACCCCUGCGUUCUGCCCUAGUUGCUGGCAAACAUCUAAACAAUGUGAACAUUUUUCAUUUUUUAUUGAGCUCCCUUUAUAACGCCCCACUCUAGAUUUUGUUUUCCAAAAAAAUGAGUGUUAUUCACGGGAUGUUACAGGAACUCAUCCUUCUACAUUUCUCGACUUCUUCAACCCAUUCCAACUUGAAACUGUUCAGCUCACUCAAAACAUUCCCCACCCAUUCCCCCAAAGUACCAUUGAAUUUAGUAUUCUGCAUUUUUCCUGAAAUUUUUCGUAAAUUAUUGGAUACAUUUCAUUCUAAAAUCCUCUGUGGUAAAGCUUUUGUUUCAGUCCCAUUAUUUUUUUCAUCUUUAUUUCCCCAUUUCGAUUCAUUGCACAUUUCAGUUCCGCAUCAGCUCUUUCUACAGAAAUUUGCAUCCUCUAGUCAUGAUGAUGAAAUAUUGCUCUGUUUUUAUGAAUGUGCAUUGUGGUCACCUGGCAGUAGGUAAACUUUUUUUUUAACUUUGGGAACGACAUCUUCAAAAUUAACAGCACGGUUUAUUUGAGGCGAGGUGUUUUUCUGCAUAUGGCAGCAUGUUCCCUUGAGCUAAGAGAAACCAUAAAGUAAGCGGGGAUUUUCUUUGGAGUGGUUCAUUGGCUGAUUGUGUGCAGAUGACCUUUUAUGCAGAGGAGGAAAAAAAGGGCAUUUAAGUUUGAAAAAUAUCACUUAGUUUUGUUUUUUUAAUUAAGUUGGAUUUUGUUUUUUGACAUGAAUUUGUAUUUUUUUUAAAAAGCUUUACGUGCUGUAGAUUCUUUGGAAAGGAUUACGAUGAUUGUAUGUUCCUUGUAUAUAAAUUAAAUAUACUAUUUUUGCUUUUAA
Messenger RNA from Hippocampus zosterae (dwarf seahorse), 5928 nucleotides. Its product is annotated as solute carrier organic anion transporter family member 3A1-like. Bases 438 to 2555 code for a protein of 705 amino acids. The transcript has 10 exons. The record is from RefSeq and is a predicted model, not a curated record. Gene Ontology annotation, cellular component: membrane. Gene Ontology annotation, molecular function: protein binding. Gene Ontology annotation, biological process: transmembrane transport; prostaglandin transport; sodium-independent organic anion transport. Lineage: Eukaryota; Metazoa; Chordata; Actinopteri; Syngnathiformes; Syngnathidae.